Molecule: messenger RNA, 435 nt
Organism: Pseudozyma hubeiensis SY62
Lineage: Eukaryota; Fungi; Basidiomycota; Ustilaginomycetes; Ustilaginales; Ustilaginaceae
Exons: 1
Coding region: 1-435 (144 amino acids)
Source: RefSeq, a predicted model, not a curated record
AUGGCAGUCGCGUUUCCGAUUCAGUGCUUUGUUUGUGUUGCUUUGGUGGCGGUGCGUGCGAAUGAUGUGCGGACGCAGCCUGAAAGACGAGGCUGCCCGCCGAAGCCAACGUCGAUUCUGGGGUCUUACGAUUCGACACCGAAUUUGAGCGAGAAGAAAACCCCAACGCGACUGCACCGCCUCCUCGCGGUAGGGCAAGCCGUGUUCUUCCCUUUCUCUGAUGCCUACAAAUAUUUGGUUCCCGCAUCCGUCAAGGCUCAACAGUAUCUGCCUCUUCUUCGAGCUUUGCUCGCCGCCUUACUACGCAGGCAGUGCAAAGGUGAUGGUACCGCAACAGCCAAGCGCGAUCGCAGUUCGACUGAUGAAAACACUGGAAGACUGCUGAAUACAGUUUCGGGCCUGUCAAAACGCCUCGCUCAAAUACGAAAGGAGUGA